UCUUUGCUGUUAAGCGUGAAUGCAAAGACUGAAGAGGGAGGUAGUUUUUUAAUGUGUUGCUGUAGUUUUAUUUGUGGGACACUGAGUUUGGGAUACGUUGAAAAAUUAUAAAGACACAGUAAGCUUAAAUUGGCCAACUGAAUUCAUAUUGAUCUUGUUGACUUCGUUAGUGUCAACCAGUGUUUCUACAUUUAGAAUAUUACUUUGUAUUUGGAAAUAUUCAAAAUUUCAACGGUAGUAAGAAUGUCAAGUGGCAAAGUGUACGAAAAUUCAGAGAAUACGUGUGUUGUUUGUUUCAAAAAUGUGUCUAUAUAUUCUGUGGGAGAAUGUGAUCACGCUGUAUGUUAUGAAUGCUCCACAAGGAUGCGAGUGUUGUGUCGUCAGAAUGAAUGUCCCAUAUGCAGACAGGAUAUGCCUAAGGUAAUAUUCACAAAGGAAGUAAAACCAUUUCGGUCUAUAAGGGAUGGUCAUUAUCUUAUGGAUAAGAAGUUUAGAAUCUGUUUCGAAAACCAAGGAAUUCAAGCUGCUUACAACAAGCUCUUAGAACACGUUUGCACUGUGUGCCCUGGCUCUCCAGCUUUCAGAACUUUCCAAAGUUUGAAGGAUCAUAUGAGGAAAACGCAUGAACUCCAUUACUGUGAUCUGUGUGUUGACAAUUUAAAGAUAUUUACUCGAGAAAGAAGAUGCUACACACGCCAAGAGUUAGCACAACACCGGAGAAAAGGGGAUCCAGAUGACAGAUCUCAUCGUGGUCAUCCGUUGUGUGAGUUUUGUGAUCAAAGAUAUAUGGACAAUGAUGAAUUGUACAGGCAUUUGAGAAGAGAUCAUCUGUACUGCCACUUCUGUGACGCAGAUGGGUAUCACCAGUAUUAUAGUUCCUAUGACUUUUUACGAGACCAUUUUCGAGCAGAGCACUUUUUAUGUGAGGAAGGAGGGUGUGUUGAAGAAAAAUUUACAUCAGUGUUUCGAUCUGCGAUAGACUUAAAAGCCCACCGUGCUUCAGUACACGGUCGGAGUCUUGGGCGAGCGGCCCUCAAGCAAGCACGUACACUGGAGUUAGAAUUCACUUUGGCCCCCAGACCUAAUGCAAUGCGACGUGGUCCCCGUAGUGGGGGUGGUGGCGGUGGCAGUAGUGGUGGGGGUGGUGGCAGCAGUGGUGUUGGUGGUGCCACUGGUGGCUAUGUUGAAGAUAGCAGUGGAGAACUGAUGGGCUUUGAUGAAGGUGCUGCUGCACCACCACCUCCACCACCACUUCCUGCUGCUGCAGAUUUUCCAGUGCUCGGCGGCAGUUCUGGUGCAGUCACAGUGCGAUCUCUACCUCCUCCUCCACCUCCUGUCUGCCGACCCCGGCGUCCUCCUGUCCUGAGGGAAGAAGAUUUCCCCGCAUUAGAUAGUGGAUCAUCAGGUGGAACCUCUGGUCCACAAGGUCGGAAGACUGUGCGUGUGAGUGUAAAUGGGGAACGUCCUUCAUCUGCUUCUAAUCUCUCCAUCAGUGUAAAUCGGCGUGCAGAUGGAGCACUUACAACUCGACUGUCAACUUCGCGUGGCUCCAGACCAAUUCCUGCAGAAUCUGGCACACCGAGAGAAGAUUUUCCAGCUCUUGUUCGCCAUAGUGACACUUCCUCUCAGUGGUCUUCACCUAUUGUGAAUAACUUGUCCAAUGGUGACCCACGACAGUCUCGUGCACAGUCACAGCCACACCCUCGACAGUCCUCAAUAGUUAAAACUACGGGAGCAACAGCGAAGAAAGCGUCCUCGUCACUUCUGAUUCCUAUGCCGACUUCUUGGCCUGUUGCGCACGAUGAAGAAGACAGGGCACCUGCACCUGUGUCUUUGGGAACUGUCAAGGUAAAGUCCAAAAAGAAAAAACCAAAAGGAAGUGUGACAAAUCAGGUUAGUUUAGAUCAACCACCCAGUCCUAGCAAAGUGGCAAACCAGCAGGACUCGGGUACUAAGAAAAAAAAACAGAGUCCUGAUAACAGAACUAAAGAGUCAAAUAUCAAUGGAAAUGUGAAUGACUCUACAGAUUCUGCUACUGCUUCAGUUUGUGCGACAAGUGCACCAGAGCGAAAGAAGUCACAACUGCUCAUUACUGGUCUCAAUGCUGCCAAUGAAACAGGAGGCAGCCUUCCAGCUCCACCGCCUGGUUUCCACAGUACGUUGUCACCACCACCUGGUUUUUCUGUUACACUGAGUUCAGUUGCGAGGGCUCCUAGUUCAGUGCCUGAGAGCAAUGGUCUGACGUUCACAAGCAGUAGUGGGAGGAGCUAUGCAGUGAGUGCACAGUCCUCUGAGGGUCACAAAUUUGUACCACCACCUGGGGCAGAUCACCGCAACAGGCAGUUGGUAGCCCGUGUAGCUGAGGCAGUUCCUGAUUUAGAUACCUUUUUGCGUCGAUCUGCCGAAUUCCGAAAAGGGGCACUGACUGCCAGAGAGUUUUAUGAUGCCUGUGCCCAAGCAGCAGGCGAACAAACUUUUGCUGAGAUAUUUCCUGAACUGCUUCUCUUGCUGCCAGACAUAACGAAACAGCAGGAACUGUGGACAGUCUAUACCUCAGUGAAGUCAGAAAGUGGAAAAGGUGCCCGUAUGCCACCGCUGGAGGUGUGUGGUGUGUGUGGACAGGUUAUCGCCACAGAUGAUGCAAGACAGCACAAGGCAGCACACCACCUGGAUAACCAGUUUCCAGCUCUCGGCACUCAUAAGCCUGGGACAGUAGCUGCUCCAUCGACGACUCCCACCUGGGUUCGGAGGCAAUAGCCAUUUGUAGCGUUGUCUGUUAUAAUGGAUUGUAGAGAGUACAGUUGACUGAUGUUAUGCUCAAAUUUCCCAUCUGCCCAUGUCCUUCAAAAGGUUUGUUACCACAAGUGAUUUGUCUGAUUCACAUGAUGCUUUAGUUGGCACUACAGUAAGGACUGCAAGUGAUUCUUGAGGACUGUGGUACUUUCUUUGCUGUGCAGCACCAGAAUUUGUAUUUGAAAUAUCUGUUGGGUAAUUAAGUCCAAAUGCAAUGGGUCCAUCAUCUGAUAUUAAUGCUAUUUUUCUUCUGUUUGCUACACAAUAUCUGUGUAAAGUGAAUGUGUAUUGGUAAGUUCAGGCAUAUUUAUUGUCUUUUUUUGUUAUUAUUCUGGGAAUUUUUCUAGAAAUACAAAACCUUGCCAUUUAAUGUAAUAUUGCAUCCAAGAGCAGUCGUAACAGAUAAAUGUGUGAUAUAUCAAUGAAAAAUAAAACUUUUUUAUAUUAAUAGCCCUAUUUUUAGACAUGAAAUGUAAGAACUCACAUUUGUUGCUUCAGUUCACAUUACAAAGAAACUAAACAAAAUGUGUGAAAGUAGUGAAGUUUGUUCAAUAUCACAACCCUCUCCAAAAAAUAUUUUCACAGACUGGAAGUGUGGAGUAUACCAAUUAUUUAGUUUUACCUCUUAGUGAUAUUUUGGAAACUGCUAUUGUCAGUAGUUAAGUUUUUAGUUUUUCUCUGCAUUCCUGUUUACAAACAUGAGAAGUAUCAGAAUUUCCUUUCAUUCCCUAUUAUUUUCAUUACUUUUACAAACAGUCUAGUGUGUGAGAGAGGAUUUAAGGGAGAGGAGACUAUAAAGUAUACAAACGAACAUUCUGAUUUGUGAAAUGCUAUAAGAGAUUUGUACAACACUACUUCUAUUUCUUGGGUUAGCUGUUAAGAUGUUUUUUUGUUUUAUGUUUUACUGGUAGUCUAGCACCAACUGACCGUACUGAGAUUUGACUAUAUUCCUUAAGAGUACAUUUGUUGUGUAACAGAAAGUUGUGCUGUAAAAGCAGCAUUCUUCAAUAAUUGCCGUGUGUGUGUGUGUGUGUGUGUGUUUUCAGUUGGAGAACUCCCCACCUCCUGUUCAGAAAUAGCAACAGGAUGGUCACUCCACUGCUUGGUGUGAAUUCUUGUGUGCUUCAUUGCUCCAAGUGGUAUUUUAAUUAAUGCUGAUUAACCAUUGGACAUUUGUUUCAACCUGUUGAUAACAAAGCAAAUAUUCUGAGCUGCAGCUGUUCAAAUGUACUACACUUGUCUCUCAAGAGUACUGUGGCAGAUGAAAUGAAAGAAGGUAUUUUAUCACUAUGUGCCUAAAUUGUUCAUUGUACCAUUUCAGCCAAAGUUUAGGCUACUGCUGAUUUGCCAUUGUUGGAGAAUGAAUGAGGGCUUUGUCUUGUAAUGUAUUUCUAUUGUUGUUUAUACUAUAUGUAAAUAUAUACAUAAAUAAUUGUUGCAUAACAUUUGUUCUAAAAGAAAUUAUUUUAAACCUGAUUUAUUUAUUAAAUAAAAGUAAUAUUUCUGUAAUUGUCA
Molecule: messenger RNA, 4308 nt
Organism: Schistocerca cancellata (South American locust)
Lineage: Eukaryota; Metazoa; Arthropoda; Insecta; Orthoptera; Acrididae
Product: E3 ubiquitin-protein ligase ZNF598
Exons: 7
Coding region: 244-2757 (837 amino acids)
Biological process (GO): protein ubiquitination; rescue of stalled cytosolic ribosome
Molecular function (GO): ubiquitin protein ligase activity; ribosome binding
Source: RefSeq, a predicted model, not a curated record